ACACCGGGUCCGGGCGCAGUGCAGGGAGCCAUGUCUCGGCAACCAAUAAUACUACAUCUACGUAACCUGUUACUGCUCGGCAACCACAUUGCUAGCUACUAUAGUUGUUCGGGCCAGAGAGCAAGUGCGCGUCAACACCACACAAGAUGCAAUCUGCCAAGGAGCUCGUCCUCCGCUGCCUAUGGGUCUGCACGGAGGCCGAGCCCGCCCCCGCCCCCGCCCCCUACCCCGCCGUCGCCCCCGCCGUCGCCCCCUACCCCGCCCUCGCCCCCGCCCUCGCCCCCGCCACCAGCGAUGGCCUGCAGGCGUUCUUCCUGGGCCUGAACAAGCGCCUUGCCGACGACGACGACGCCGGCAGGAGCGGCAACCUGGUCACGUCGCCGCUGUCUGUCUACGCGGCCUUGUCCCUGGUGGCAGCCGGCGCCCGCGAGGGCACCCUCGACGAGCUGCUCCGUGUCCUCGGCGCGCCUUCCCGGGACUUCCUCGCCGGCCACGUCCGCGCGCUGGCGGAGCACGUCCUCGCCGACGGGUCCCGGACGGGCGGCCCCCGCGUCAGCUUCGCCUGCGGUGUGUGGCACGACAGCACGACGCUCCUCCGCCCCGCCUACCGCACCGCCGCCGCCGAGUCGUACAAGGCCGUCGCCCGCUCCGCCAACUUCCGCCAAGAGCCGGAGGAGGCAAGGGAGCAGAUCAACGCAUGGGUGGCGGCCGCGACGAACGACCUCAUCCCCUCCAUCCUCAGCCCCGGCGCGCUGUCCAGCUGCACCGUCCUGGUGCUCGCCAACGCCAUCUACUUCAAGGGCAAGUGGGAGAAGCCGUUCGACAAGGAGCUCACCGAGGACGGCAAGUUCCACCGCCUCGACGGCACCGCCGUGGACGCGCCCUUGAUGCGCGGCUUGGGCCGGCACAGCAUCGCCUGCCACGACGGCUUCAAGGUGCUCCAGCUCCGCUACGUGCAAGGCCGCUCCUCGCCGGGCCAGCCGCAGCCGCCGCCGAUCUACUCGAUGUGCGUCUUCCUCCCCAACGCGCGCGACGGGCUCUGGGGGCUCACCGACAAGAUCGCCCGCGACCCUGGCUUUCUGCGCAAGCACCUGCCGUGUGACGACGUCCUGGUCGGCGACUUCCGGCUGCCUAAAUUCAAGGUCAGCUUCGGCGUGACAAUGAAAGGCAUCCUCCAGGACAUGGGGCUCAAGGAGGCGUUCGAGCUGGGGAAGGCUGACCUGUCCGACAUGGUGGAGGACGGUGCAGGGAAGCUGGCGCUGCACAAAAUAGUCCACAGGGCCGUCAUCGAGGUGAACGAAGAAGGCACCGAGGCCGCGGCCGCCACCGUUGCGACUAUGAUAUUGUGUUCUUAUAGUGUUCGGCCACGUGUGGACUUCACGGCUGACCAUCCGUUUGCCUUCUUCGUCAUCGAGGAGGUAUCCGGUACUACCCUGUUCGCCGGGCACGUCCUUGACCCCACAACGAACUGAUAGGGGAGGAAAGUGCAUUCAUGAUUGGAUUUAUAUUAAUAUGGAUUUCUCAUUAUGUCUA
Messenger RNA from Hordeum vulgare subsp. vulgare (domesticated barley), 1533 nucleotides. RefSeq names its product putative serpin-Z6A. The transcript is spliced from 2 exons. Gene Ontology annotation, molecular function: serine-type endopeptidase inhibitor activity. Lineage: Eukaryota; Viridiplantae; Streptophyta; Magnoliopsida; Poales; Poaceae. Bases 147 to 1472 code for a protein of 441 amino acids. The record is from RefSeq and is a predicted model, not a curated record.